Molecule: messenger RNA, 566 nt
Organism: Dromaius novaehollandiae (emu)
Lineage: Eukaryota; Metazoa; Chordata; Aves; Casuariiformes; Dromaiidae
Product: ventricular natriuretic peptide-like
Exons: 3
Coding region: 9-443 (144 amino acids)
Biological process (GO): neuropeptide signaling pathway; receptor guanylyl cyclase signaling pathway; cGMP biosynthetic process
Cellular component (GO): extracellular region; cytoplasm
Molecular function (GO): hormone receptor binding; hormone activity
Source: RefSeq, a predicted model, not a curated record
AGGCUAGGAUGCAGCUCCCAGCUCUGUGCUGCGGGGUCUCACUGCUGCUGCUCGUCCUGCUACAGGCAGGGGCACAGGCGGCUGGCGGCGAGCGCAGCGUGGAGCUGCAGUCCCUGCAGGAUCUCCUCGAGGCGCUGGGGCAGCUCGAGGGUGAGGAAGGCGGACUCCCAGGCCUGGAAGAUGAGCCAGCGGCCGGGGCUGAGGACGGCGGCGCCGAGUGGGACCUGCUGGGACCGGAGAGCAGCUCGCAGGCUGCCCUGCAGCCGGGCUCCAGCCCUCCCCAGCUGGCGGAGGGGCAGAGCCAGUGGAGGAACCUCCUCUCCUCCUACAGGCGGAGGCAAUUCUCUGGCUGCUUUGGGACGCGGAUGGAGAGGAUCGGCGCGCAGACGGGACUGGGAUGCAACCACUACAAAGCCCGUUUCUGGAGGAGAGGGAGAAGCUGAACCCGAUGCCAGCUCUGAAGCACCUUCUGAGUCCCUGGGCCAGAGGGGGCAGCAGUGUCCAGCCGCCAGGCAGCUGGGCUGCUGCUGCAAGAAGAGCUGCACUGCCCUGGACCCUCCGUGGGU